GCUGACGACGGUCCGUGUUGUCAGGAAGUGCUCCGCUCCGUUUUUCAGACCUAACCUGACUACAAGGAGGAGCAGCUGUUUGACACCCCGCCGCUGGAACAUCACAGCCAGCGUUUCAUGGUAAACCAGGAGCUGCGGGGGCAUAAAUGCAGCGGUAGAGAGACGUGCUGGUCCGAGUGGACGGUUCUGGGUCAGCCAUUGAGACAUGGAGAGCUACAGCAGUGGUCGGCCAUGGGGGAAGCUCGUCAAAGUGGACUCCGAUGAAACGGUUCUGCUUUUCACCAAGGAAUGUACAGUUGGCAGAAAAAAGGGCUGCUAUCUGUCCUUUCCAUCCAAUAAACUUGUCUCCGGUGAGCACUGCAAGAUAGUGAAAGAUGAACACUCAGGGCUGGUCUGGCUUGAAGACACAAGCACUAACGGCACAGUGAUCAACUCGUCCAAAGUGGUCAAGAAGCAGACUCAUAUGCUGCAGAACGGUGAUGUCAUCUACUUUGUGUACAGGAAGAGUGACCCCGACCAAAACAUCGCCUAUGUUUACCACUCUUUAAACAUGGAGGCCGCUGUUCCAGAAGGCAGUUAUCAGAGGCCAGCCUGCAGCCUUUUUCCGGUUCUGGCUUCAGAGAUGGCCCUUUCUGUGGAACCCGUAAUCCUCACAAGAGCUCCUUUAGAACCAACGCAGGAGGAGCCUCAGCCUUCCACCUCCGCUUCCCACUUUUGUAGUAAGAAGCCCUCGUCAAAAGCCCCCGUUUCAUCAGCUUCUUCUGCUUUGGGCCAAGUUAUGGAUGGAGCCUCGGGAGCAGAAGAAAACUCAGGCAACCGGGAGCCAGAAUGCAAAAAGAGGAGAACAGACGAUGAUGUGACAGGAUCAGCUAAGGGGGAUGUUCCGUCUGCACCGCCAGUGAAAGAGACUAAAACGGACAAGAUGGAGGAGUCGCUGACAUGCGUCAUUUGCCAGGACCUGCUGCACGACUGCAUCAGCUUGCAGCCUUGCAUGCACGUUUUCUGCGCCGCCUGCUACUCUGGCUGGAUGGAGCGCUCGUCCCUGUGUCCCACCUGCCGCUGCCCCGUGGAGAGGAUUUGUAAAAACCGCAUUCUGAACGACCUGGUGGAGGCCUACCUCAUCCAGCAUCCAGAGAAGAGUCGCAGUGAGGAGGACCUGAAGAGCAUGAACAGCCAAAACAAGAUCACUCAGGACAUGUUGCAGCCCAAAGUGGAGCGUUCCUUCUCUGAGGAGGAGGGCAGUUCAGAUUACCUCUUUGAGCUGUCUGACAAUGACAGCGACUCUUCAGACAUUAGUCAGCCCCUUCUGAUGUGCAGGCAGUGUCCGGGCUACAUGCGGGAUAUGGGCCAAGUUCUGUUUGCUUCGAGCUCAAACUAUUGGCUCACUGGUCUUCCAACUCUGCCACCUGUCCAGCCUCCUGCCACACCUGCGAGUGGGGAGAGGGCAGCACGGCCGGCCGGGGAGCAGCCCUCCACGUCCUCCGACCGGCCCUCUGCACCGCAGGAGUACUGCUGCUCCCCUCAGGGCCGCCACCUCAUCUGCACCUGCUGCCUCCAGCCGAUGCCCGACCGGCGGGCCGAGCUCAACAACCAGCAGCAAGUUAUCGCUCAGCAAUGUAUGCUGUGCCAGAGUCCGUUCUGCCACAUGUACUGGGGCUGCCAGAGGAUUGGCUGCCAUGGCUGCUUGGCUCCAUUCAGUGAGCUCAAUCUGACUGAAAAGUGUCUGGACGGCGUGCUGAACAACAACGCAUACGAGUCAGAGGUUCUACAAAACUACCUUUCUGCUACGGGGAAGACAUGGAAAGAUCUGCUCCAGGAGUCCUUGCAAGGCUUACAGGAGGGAAAGUUUCUCCUGACAGAUUGUCGCAUCUCCGCGGGCACCCUGCUGUGUUUCUGCUGCGGCCUGCGAGCCUUCAAGGAGCUGGCCUACAAGUACAGACAGAACAUCCCUCCGGCCGAGCUGCCAGCUUCCGUGACGUCUCGUCCCGACUGUUACUGGGGCCGUAACUGCCGCACGCAGGUGAAGGCGCAUCACGCAGUAAAAUUCAACCACAUAUGUGAACAGACGCGUUUCAAGAGCUGAAGGAGCCGGACGUUGGGUUCUUCUGAGUCAAAUGCACAUGUGAAACACGAACUCGAUGCGUUUCGCUCUGCCCGCCGUAGACGAACCCGCCUUAUGCAAUUGCCUAAUGCACAUAUUAACAAUCAGUGUCCAUUUACAACAAUGACCGUGUCUCCACAGAUAUUCAGGAGAGCGGGAUCUAUGCACAUUAGGAUUAUUCCCUUUUGAGUGGAGGUAUUUUCACUCGAGCAAGUUGCUGUUGCUCAGAAUAAACACAGCGAAACAGCCGACAUCUGGUAAAGAAAUCAUUUGUUUAGGUGGUGAAAUGGUUAAUGUCGCCGUCACCCUGGGCAACAAACACUUAAAUUUUGUUGUUAGAUUAGAAUCGGUUUGUGUAUGGAAGAGGAAUACGUACGCAUGCUAAACAAGUCGCUUUUUUUUUUCCUGCUUUUCUUCAUGAGAGAAUUAUUUUUGAACGUUUUCCCAAUAUGCUAACGUUAUUAUUCAGGGAUUUCCAUAACUCAUUACAUCUAAAUAAUCAUGUGACAUAUAUUUACUAAGUAAAUUACAAUGGCAUUCAUCUAUUUCACUAACUCUACACAGAAACUGAAAGUUUUGUGUAGAGUUUUGUGUAGAGAAAGAAUCAUCACGCUAUGUAUGUCAGCUUUCUUUUUCUUUUUCUUUUUAUUUAAGCAAUUGCAGGUUGAAAUGAAUGAAAACUCAAAAAUGACCUGGGGGUUGGAGGGACCAGCAGAAAUGCAUCGUCUAUUUUCAUUGAAAGUAAGCCACAAAAAGUGAUUGGUCAAAGGAUCUGGAAAGUUGAGUGGAAGGAGAAAAAAAAAGAGUGGCGCAUCUUGAGUUUUCAUGUGGAAUUACUUCGCUAAAUUACCUUUCUCUUCCAGCUUAUUCAGAUGCACUCAUAAGGGUCACCAGAACAGUAAAGUAUUUUCAUUCUAAAGCAGUCCAUCACAAUGCUAUACGUUGCUAGCAUGAGCCAGUUAAGUAUAACCUCUUAGGGAUCGUUUUUUUCCUGCUUAUAAAACUGCGUUUCAAGGCAAAAGCAAAACACACACACACUAAUUGCAAUCCAGUGAUAUCUGUACAGGAUUUUGCUGUUGCCGUGUAGUAAGGGCUAAUCUGUGUGAUGAAAUGCGUUGCUUCCUUCUGUAGAACUUCAGCGAGGAAAAGUGACACCAAGUCAGAGCAGCUGCGACUCUCGGCUGCGUUUACGGGAAACUCUUCGAUGGCUCAAGCCAGUGAGAGGCGCAGCGUGCGCUCAGUGACUCACAUUAAUCUUACCUCUCUUCAGAGCGUUGAUCUCUGUUGAUUUUUCUCUUAUCGCUCCUCAGGUACACAACACUUUCACUUUGAAACUUUCUUUGCAAAAUGGGCAAAGAAGGGGACGGGGGGAAUCAGAAGUGCACUGACAUCCUCUAUAAGACUAUCAAUAUCUCAGAUUAUUGACGUAGUAACAACUGGACAAAUCAUGCUUGUCUUCUAGUUUGUCUGGCUGACACUUCUAUAUAGUAGAUUUAAAGGUUUUUUUCUAUUAAAACUCUAAAUGUAUCACUAAUCUUCCGUUUAUUAGUGUGUUGAAAAUGGUGACGGAUGUAAAAAAGUAGAAAUGCUUAAAGCAGGUCUUAGAAAGGCCAAGUUUCAUGUGGAUUUCUUAUUGAUUUUUGAAAUAUAUGCAGAUUUCUUUGUUUUUUUUGUCUUGGACAUGGAUGAUCUUUACUCAAGUUUCUCACAUUUAAGAGAAAGCUCAAAACAUUACUGAACAUCCUGAUGUACGUGUAACUUUUAUCAUAUUUAGUUUUAUGUUGCCUGUUAAAUCGACGAGGCAAAUAAAAAAUCGUAGUUAAAGGGCACUUUCCUGUUUCUACCUUCGUAUGUGUGGGGUUAGGUCACAUGUUUUCUGUAUUUUAAAUUUAUUUUUUUUAAUUAUUUCAUGCUGAGUCUAAAUAUGCAUUCUUAGCAGAUCAACCUGAUCCUCCCCCCCCCCCCCCCCUACACACAGACGAGUUUUAAUUAUUCACUGCAGGAGAUCCGGCUGGGCUAAAAACAAUCCCAAGCCGCAGGUUUCAUUCUACCUCAUCGCAAUACAUAUGAACGAAGUUUGGAUUCAAAAGGGACGACAGACAGAAGCUGCAUGUGCUUCCUCUGGAAAGGGGGGAUGUAAAUCUAAAUGCCUGUAACGCUUGGAUGCAUUGCACUAUUUUAAGAAUGACUCUAGAGAUCAUAAUCAAGCUCUAGUUGGAUCGUAAAUCAGUGGGGAGAUGCAGGAAUUUUGUCGUGGACUUUGAGAAAUGUACGUUUCGUGGCGUCGGCAGCACCGAAACUGUUUGAAAUGCCUUCAGCUCUGACUUCUGAUCAUUCAAAUAUAAUAAAAUGUAUAUAGUUCAAAAGGA
This is a messenger RNA of Poeciliopsis prolifica (blackstripe livebearer), 4470 nucleotides long. RefSeq names its product checkpoint with forkhead and ring finger domains, E3 ubiquitin protein ligase (gene chfr). Gene Ontology annotation, molecular function: ubiquitin-protein transferase activity; protein binding. The record is from RefSeq and is a predicted model, not a curated record. The coding region runs from base 206 to 2083 and encodes 625 amino acids. Gene Ontology annotation, cellular component: nucleus. NCBI's taxonomy places the organism in Eukaryota, Metazoa, Chordata, Actinopteri, Cyprinodontiformes, Poeciliidae. Gene Ontology annotation, biological process: ubiquitin-dependent protein catabolic process; mitotic cell cycle checkpoint signaling; protein ubiquitination. The transcript is spliced from 18 exons.